GAUCCUACUGAUACAUCAGAAGUAGGCGCAAGUCAUUAUGAGAAUUCAUAAUCUUGUCCCGAUACUCUGCGUUGGAGGCGCGUAUGCUCUUCCUACGCUUUCUUGGCUUCCGCAAUUUCCUUCCGAGGGAUUGGUUCGCUGCUGGGGCAUAUUUGCGCCCCUUUCAGAGGAUAGGACGAUUUACCAGGUUUUGAAAGACGACGAAAGGUACUCGCGUUUAGUCAAAGCCAUCAAUUUAAGCGACAGGAUCAUCGACCUUUUGGACGACCCUGCAGCCAGCGUCACUUUUUUUGCGGUUCCAAAUACAGGUAUCCCACAUCGUCAGCCCUCGCACGGGGACGACGACGACAAUCAUCAGCUCGGUUCUGCAACUUUCGUACCUAAGCUUGGGGAUGAGCUUGAUGUCGCUCAUGACCUUGGCCACCUCGUCCUUCAGGUUGAAGAACUUGAUGACAUUCCUGAGUCUCGUUACAAGGACCACCGUAAGGAGGCACUUGGCCGCAUCAUUCGCGGUAUCCUCGCGUAUCACAUCUUGCCUGAAAAAUUGGAUUCUACUGCGCUCGUUCAAAACUCCACCUAUGCAACGAACCUGACAUUGAAGGAUGGGAGCAUGAACUAUCAGCCAUUACGCUUGAGCGUCCAGAGCACGAUUGUUCCCCCUCGACUCAGGAUCAAUACUGUGGUAGAUGUCAUAAGUCGAGAUACUGAGGCUAGUAACGGUGUCAUCCACAGUAUUAACAUUCCACUCCUGCCUCCCCCUUCCUUGUUUAGUGAGAUGUUUGUUGUCCCUGAAGUCUUUUCAUACGUGACGUCUGCUAUUCAACGGGUGGAUUUAACUGGCGCAAUUGAUCGCUGGUGGACUCCCGGUAAAGAUGGUGGUCAUGGAUCAUUCGUCGGCGCAGAAAUCACCACUUUCUUUGCCCCCACAUCAACAGCAUUCCAGCGUCUUCCAAAAAAAUUAAGGCUUUUCUUAUUUUCGUCCCUUUGGCGCUAAAGCGCUCAAGAAACUUUUGGAGUAUCAUAUCGUACCUCAAGUCGUGCUGCACACAGACUACGUGCACGAU
This is a messenger RNA of Suillus bovinus, 1064 nucleotides long. RefSeq lists its product as uncharacterized. Gene Ontology annotation, biological process: macroautophagy. The record is from RefSeq and is a predicted model, not a curated record. The transcript has 6 exons. Bases 38 to 994 code for a protein of 318 amino acids. NCBI's taxonomy places the organism in Eukaryota, Fungi, Basidiomycota, Agaricomycetes, Boletales, Suillaceae. Gene Ontology annotation, cellular component: fungal-type vacuole membrane.